AUGGUUCAAAGCUACAAGGAGCUGAAGGCCCUGACGGUGCCGCCCCCUGCCCCCCUGGCCCCCCGGUCCAGCAGCGCUGCGUCAGCCCCCCACCGGCCUCCCCCGUUUCUCCCCAGCACCUCGGAUCCCGGCUGCCCCGAGCCCCCGAAGGUGGGUCCCCCCAUUUGUGCAGGCUCUGCGGAGGCUCCGGGCCCAGUCCCGGUGGAGGGGACCCCUGAACCCCAGCAGGACGGGGAGGGGCCCACCAGGAACAGCCACCCACUGGCUCAGGAGCUGCCCCUGCCCACCAGAGACGGCUCCCCACAGAUUUGCCAGGAGUUGGCCGAGAUCUUGAGCUCCACCCCGGAGCUGGACCCCACUCCAUAUCUGCCAGCCAGCCCCCCAACCCCGCAACGUAACAUGGAGUCGCUGUUCGCCGAGGUGUCGGGCCUGAGUCUCGAGCUGCUGGGGGAUGUGGACGAGGGAGCUGAUCUGCAGGGUGAUGCCGUGCAGACCCUGAUUAUGGAGAAUGCCGAGCUCCGGGAUACCAGGCUGGUGCUGGACACUGCACGCCGACACCUCAUUGCCCGGGUGGAGGAGCUGACAGGCGAGCGGGAAUCGCUGCGGGGGGAGCGGGACGGGGCCACCGAGGCCCUGAGCCGCUGCCAGGGGCGUCUGCGUGAGACCGAGCAGGAUUUGAGCAGGAUUCGGCAGGAGCUGGAGGAAAUCAAGAAGCAAAACAGUGAUGAUGCUGAGGUGGAGGCCCAGGCCGCGCAGCGGAAGCGAUUCACGCGGGCGGAGAUGGCGCGGGUGCUGACCGAGCGCAACCUUUACAAGGAGCGGCUGAUGGAGCUGCAGGAGGCCGUGAGGCGCACGGAGAUGCUCCGAGCAUCUCGGGAGGUCCAGGCGGCUCAGAUGAAGAAAUCGUCCUUCUGGAAAUUCUUCGACAGGCUCUUCAGCACCAACGACUCCCCUGAGCGGGUCCCGGCGUCGCCCCCGGUGUCUGAGCACCGGGGCAAUGGGGGCAGGGCACCCCCUGCUGCGAGGUACCUGCCCCGCCCCGCCUCCCCCGCAGACACGGGGGAGCCCCCCAAUCUCUCCCCCCAGCAGCAGAAGCGGGACCUUUACCGCCAGAUCCGCUCCCACAUCUGGAAGCAGCACGGCCGGGCCCCGGUUCACGGCUGGAGCCCCCCGGCCGUCCCCCAGGUUCGGGCGGAGCAGGCGGAGGGCCACGAUCUGCCCAUGCUGGCACAGCUGCGGCUGCUGGACCAGAAAGAUCCCAGCACCAAGGUGAGGUGAGGGGGCGG
This is a messenger RNA of Trachemys scripta elegans, 1286 nucleotides long. Its product is annotated as C-Jun-amino-terminal kinase-interacting protein 4-like. The record is from RefSeq and is a predicted model, not a curated record. Gene Ontology annotation, biological process: vesicle-mediated transport. Gene Ontology annotation, molecular function: kinesin binding; JUN kinase binding; MAP kinase scaffold activity. Gene Ontology annotation, cellular component: cytoplasm. NCBI's taxonomy places the organism in Eukaryota, Metazoa, Chordata, Testudines, Emydidae.